GCUGCGCUGCUGGAGGCUGGAGCUCAUCCCUGACAACCCGCUGCAAGCCGAGGAGGAGCUCACACACACUUCGCCAAACUCCUUCUCAAGAGUUUCGGUUCGGUCUCGUUGGACGUGUCUUCGGUUUUUUCCGAGCAGCUGAAGUUCGGAGGGAACCAGGUGUUUAAGAAGCGAGUGACCCCCUUCCUUCCUUCCUUCCUUCCUUCCUCCCCACCCUUUGACUCCGCCUCCUCCGACAUGUCCUCCCAGGCCACGCCCAUCCAGGGGUCUCGACCCGUCACCCCUCCGCUGCCCACCGCGGGAUCCCCACGUUCUCCAGAGUCCCUGCAGCCUCCAGCCUGCAGACAUAGAGACCGCUCACCUUCCCCCAUGAGAGGCUACCUCAUCCCCAGCCCUCUGCCCACACGCAGAAACAGGACCUGCUCAGCGACGGCUCGUGCAGCGGAGGGUCCGAUGUUUAGCGGUGUGUGUAAAUAUUUUUCCCGCUCCAAAGGCCACGGCUUCAUCACGCCAUCGGACGGCGGCAGCGACAUCUUUGUCCACAUCUCAGACAUCGAGGGCGAGUACGUGCCGGUGGAAGGCGACGAAAUGAGCUACAAGAUCUGCUCCAUCCCUCCCAAAUACGAGAAGGUCCAGGCGGUGGAGGUGACCAUAACCCACCUGAACCCGGGCACCAAACACGAGACCUGGGCCGGACGCGUCGUCAGCAGCUGAACGCUGACCCUCGCCGGGGUGGGGAGGGAGGGAGGGACACUGGGAGGAAUGGAAAGGGGGCAAAAAGGGAAUAGUGGAUGUGAAGACGGAGGGGUGGGCGGAGGUAAUGUUCUCAGCUGUGUCCGAGGAGACGUGGCUGACGUCUCAACCUUCUCAUAACUGACUUAAAAUGUGGGAGCCUUCCUCAGCCGUUGUUGAGAAAUACUUUUUUGGGUUGGUUUGAGUGGUUUAUGAACAGAUUUCUGAUUUUUUUUUGUUUGUUUUUCAUAGAAAGACUUCUCAUUCUUGCUUAGAACUGUAGAGCUCCGUGUUGACAUUUGCUAGUGAAACUGGACUUGAGCUGCAAUUAUUCUUUUCCUAUAAAAAUCCUCUCUGAGAUGCGUUAUGGGACGGUUGAAAUUCACAGCGUUUUGGGGAGUAAACCAGCCGCCGAUGUGUUUCCAAACACCAGGCGGUUGUUUUCCAGGUAUGCUAUGUGUGCCUACUUCUAUGCAGAGGACUUCCACCUCUGCUUGUGCCUACUUAUAUCCAUCUAUAAUCUGUAUUCGGUCAUGUUUGGGUGGCUAUAUAAGUGAAUUAAAGCAUUUUCAAACCUGUAAA
This is a messenger RNA of Stegastes partitus (bicolor damselfish), 1314 nucleotides long. RefSeq names its product calcium regulated heat stable protein 1 (gene carhsp1). Lineage: Eukaryota; Metazoa; Chordata; Actinopteri; Pomacentridae. The transcript is spliced from 5 exons. Gene Ontology annotation, molecular function: mRNA 3'-UTR binding. The record is from RefSeq and is a predicted model, not a curated record. Gene Ontology annotation, biological process: regulation of mRNA stability. Gene Ontology annotation, cellular component: cytoplasm. The coding region runs from base 238 to 714 and encodes 158 amino acids.